AUGAAGGGUUCCCCGAACGGAGGUGCCAGUUUCCAGUGCACUCACCCACUCAGCCAGAAAGCAUCCACUUACUCUACCCCUCACAGACAAGGCCCAUCCCCCCCGCACUGUGCUCCCAAAGAUGGGCACCCAAAGGGAGAACGCCCAACCACACCCGCCAUCAGCUGCAGCACAGGCAACAUGGACUUUAUGAACGUCCCCGGACCGGGCAUAAAGCAGCGGAUGGCGCAGCAUCAGACAGCAUGCCUCCUCAGCCCCCAAACCCCAGCCUACCCCUGUGCCCACGCGCUGCAGAGCUCUGUACCAGUACAUUUGGUCAGGGAAACCGAUGAGAUCAGCUUCGAAGUCAAUGCCGUCUUUGAACUGCUCAAGAAGCGCUCUGCAGCGCGGUGCCACAGGGGUGAGGGCUGGGGUUUGGGGGCUGGAGGAGGCCCUCUGUGGCUGCUUCUGCGCUUCCUCUGA
Molecule: messenger RNA, 462 nt
Organism: Knipowitschia caucasica
Lineage: Eukaryota; Metazoa; Chordata; Actinopteri; Gobiiformes; Gobiidae
Source: the annotation of a GenBank genome assembly